GUUACCCUCACGCAUAGUUCUAUACGGACUCUCGCUUAGGAGUUCGCUCCGCCCUCCCCUUCUCCGGCGCUGGGAACCCUAAAUUGAUCCGCCGGCGAUCGGCCCCUCAAGUUUCCGGUGUUCAAUCUGUUCUCCGUUCGACGCUUUAGAAAUGGAAUUAUCUAAUUCUUCUUCGAAUAGUGAAUCUGUUGAAACAAUUGAAGCUUCUUUUAGUGAGAAAGACAAAGACAAUGCAGGGGUAGAUUCAAUCACAGAGGGGCCUGCUUCUAUCGAGGAUGUGGGAAAGGAAUCUCAACCUUCAAAAGAUGGCCAGGUCGGUCCUAGCACAAGAUAUACCGGUAUUGGGGACAAAGCACUUGUUCAGAAGACAACUAUAAAUUCACAAAUGGAGCCAGAGGUUGGUAUGGUGUUUCAUUCCGAAGACCAAGCUUAUAUGUUUUACAACAAUUAUGCUCAAAGAAAAGGUUUUAGUGUCCGAAAGGGUCACCUUGGUCGAAGAAAAGAUGGGACUGUACGGAACAGAGUCUUCUUGUGUAGCAAUGAAGGUGCUCGUCAGAGGCAUUCUACACAUGUGACGAAAAAACCACGUGAUGUUGUGAGAACCAAUUGUAUGGCCCGCAUUGAAUAUAAGGUGAGUCGUGAUGGUAUAUGGGUUGUAAGUAAAAUCAUUUAUGAGCACAAUCAUCCACUUGUACGACCACACAAAGCACACUUGUUAAGGUCUCAUAGGAGGAUAGUGCAAUCACAACAUGAUGGAGUAAGUGAUGCUGUGGAAAAGCCAGCACAACCUCUUGAAUUUCCUGCAGAAGACGCUCAUGAUGCUGAAUCCAUUGGGUUUCUCUUGAAGGAUCAAAGUAGCUAUCUUCACACUAACAGGAUGAGAGAACUUGAGAAGGGAGAUGCUCAAGUUCUUUUAGAAUUCUUGAAAGCUAAGCAGCUAGAGGAUCCCUCAUUUUUCUACGCUAUACAGCUUGAUGAUAGGGAGCAAGUGACCAACUUCUUUUGGGCAGAUUCUCGAUCGAUAAUUGAUUACACCUAUUUUGGUGAUGUGGUCUUAUUUGAUACAACUUAUCGUCCAAACAAGAGUGAGGUACCAUUUGCACCAUUCAUUGGUAUCAAUCAUCAUAGGCAAAUUGUUUUAUUUGGUGCUGCAAUUUUGUUAGAUGAGACCACAGAAUCAUUUGUUUGGUUAUUUAGAACCUUCAUGGUUGCAAUGUCAGGACUACAACCACAAACUAUUUUGACAGACAAUUGUCCAGCAUUAUCAAGGGCAAUUAGUAUGACGUUACCUGAGACAUGUCAUCGUUUUUGCUUAUGGCAUAUAAUUCAGACCUCUACUGUACAUAUUUCUCAUGUUUAUAGUAAUGACACCAACUUUCAGAAGGAUUUUAAAGACUGCAUACAUGAAGAGGGUUCUGAAGAGGAGUUCUGCUCCAAAUGGAUUAGGUUGAUUCACAAAUAUGAUCUAGCUGGUAACUCCUGGUUAGAAGAUGUGUAUGCAGCUCGAGAAAGAUGGGCAUUGGUUUAUAAUAAGAACUCAUUUUCUGCUUUCAUGACAACAAUGCAGUGGAGUGAGAGCAUGAAGAAUCACUUCAAGAAGCACUUCAAUAGGAAGUUGCCUCUUUCAAAAUUUUUAGAGCAGUAUCACAAGUCAUUGAACCGAUUUCGUGAGAAGGAACUAUAUGAGGAUUAUAAAUCAAGACAAACCAAACCAGUUUUGCUGGUUGACAUGCCUAUGCUAAAUGAAGCAGCAGAAUCGUAUACGAGGCUCAUGUACAAUGAAUUUGAAGAUGAGUUUAAGAGCCAACUUUCUUGUCUUUGCGAACCAAUAGGAAUAGAUGGCACAGUGUACACCUUCAAAGUUGCCCUUCCUGGAAAGCACUCUUUUGGGAUCGUUGAACUUAAACCAUCAAAUUUAACAGUGUCAUGCAGCUGUAGAAAGUUUGAGAGUAUGGGCAUCUUAUGCAUGCAUGCACUAAAGGUCCUUAACAAUAACAACAUCCUUCACUUGCCUUCCCAGUAUAUACUGAAAAGGUGGAGCAAAUAUGCAAAUGUCGAGAUUGUAUCUGGGAAACAUCAUUUGAUAGCUAAAAGUGAUGGCCAAGAUCUUCUGACGCAGCAGUAUUCCCGGGUUUGCCAUAAGGCAAUUACUAUUGCUGUAAAAAGUGCAUUUUCUGAAGAUGCUCUACAGAUUUUUGACCAAGAACUUGAUAAGUUGAUAGCUGAAGUUGAACAUGUUCUGCACAUGGCUCCAUUGAGUAGACAAACCGAGGAUGAUGUGAUACUCAUUGACAAUAUUCAACAGGACGAACUAGGAAGUAAGAGAAAAAGGAGCAAGAAAGCUCGUGCAAGGGACGGACAAGAUUCGAAACAGAAGAAGAAGCUUCAAUCCCGUAAUGAUGCAGUUAACACAGGAACCAUCUACCAGAAAAUACAGACUAAAGAAAAAGCAAGGCAAACUAAUGAUGCAUCAGAUCGGUUGAUGAUUAAUGAGCCCUCGCAUGUUGCAUCAUUUCAUCGGGAGAGCACCACAUCCUAUGGCAAUUCAAUGUCACUGCAGCCUUCUGGUUGCUCACCUUUUCCUCAGGACACUAUCAUGCCUACUCAGGAACCAUUUACACCUUCUCAAGGUUUAUUUGAUCAUGCAAUUGCAUCUCAAGGAGCAAACAGCGGUAAUAUAACAUGGUGCACCCCGAGAGGCUCAAUUGGUGUCCCCAUGCCAGUUUUGCAAGGGCAAGCCAACAACUAUGUAAGUUGGGUGGUUCAACCUUGCAACGUUCCCAGUAUGGCUAUGCCACAACUUCAUCUCGACCAUCCAAUGCAUUCUACUGUUCCUGGCCAGCAUCAGUCAUUGUCUCGCAAGCUCACAUUCGACAUUAACAAAGGUACAGAUACAACAGGGCACAUGCAACACUGAUAGUGUCCCUUGACGUUGAAUCUUGAACUGACUAACAAAAGGCCACCAUCAGGUAAUUGAUUCAGAGCGAGCGUACUGCACAUUUCAACUGAUUGAUCGACACCUCAUGUGGCUCAUGACAGCGCAUGACGACCACGAUAUGUGGGAAUGCUGCAGCCCUAAUCUUUGUAACUUUGUUGUAUAGCAUCUUCAAGUCUCAUUAUCUUUUUCCCCUUUUUUUGUGGCCGUUUUUACCACCACCAAGAUCCUGGUUUGUAACAUCAAUGCCUCGAUCAUGUCGGUUACCGGAUCGAAUGUUGUUUUAGUUUUUUUAAUCUGAAGCUGAUCGAAGUCAUCUGUUAUAUAUUAGUAUAAAUACCUUACAGAUGAUGUACUGGUGAUUGGUAUUUAGGGUUUACUGUAUUGGUAGUUUGUAAAUCAGUUCUGGUUAUUUUA
Musa acuminata subsp. malaccensis (wild Malaysian banana) is the source of this 3352-nucleotide messenger RNA. RefSeq names its product protein FAR1-RELATED SEQUENCE 5. Lineage: Eukaryota; Viridiplantae; Streptophyta; Magnoliopsida; Zingiberales; Musaceae. The record is from RefSeq and is a predicted model, not a curated record. Gene Ontology annotation, biological process: regulation of DNA-templated transcription. Gene Ontology annotation, molecular function: zinc ion binding.